AUGGUAUAUGAUAAACGGCGGUACCAACAACAACAAGGCCAGUGUCAAAUUAACAGACUCAAUCCACAAGAGCCAUCUUUUAGAUUGCAAGCUAAAGUUGGAGUUACUGAGGUUUUUGACCCAAACAAUCAACAAUUUCAGUGUGUUGGAUUUUCACUAUUUCGACAUAUUAUUCCUUCUAGAGGCCUUCUCUUGCCUUCUUACACCAAUUCUCCACUCCUCGCCUAUGUUGUUCAAGGAUUUUAUGGCAUAAUGAACUCGGGUUACCCCGAGACAUUCCAAUCAUCUCAACAAACUCGACGGGGAAUUAGAAGCAGAAGAUUUCAAGGUCGCCAUCAAAGGAUUGAACAAUUCAGACGAGGUGAUAUAAUGGCAUUUCCAGCAGGCGCUGCACAUUGGGUAUAUAAUCAAGGAAAUCAAGAAGUUGUUCUUGAAGAUGCCUCUAACAGUGCCAACCAAUUAGACCAAAACGCACGGAGGUUCUUUAUUGUUGGAAACCCGCAACAAGGACGACAACAACAACAAGGGAGGCGAUACCGUGGCCCCGUGAGAAGGGAGCAAUGUCAAUCUGGCAAUGUUUUCAGUGGCUGUGACGUAGAAAUUCUAUCAACACCAUUUGGUGUUGACGGGGAAAGGGCGAGGAAGCUACAAGGACAAGAUGACAUGAGAGGUCACAUUGUUAGUGUUCAAGAAGGACUUAUUAGCGUAAUUAGGCCACCAUUUUCACAAGAACAAGAGGAAGAACAACAAGAGCAAGGACAAUAUGGUCCUAUGAAUGGAAUUGAAGAGACAAUUUGUAGUGCUAAGGUUAGAGAGAACAUCGACAUUUCCUCUCGUGUUGAUAUUUACGCAAGGCGUUUUAGCACCGUAAAUAGUUUCACUCUGCCAAUUCUCAAGAAAAAGGCUUAUUAG
Molecule: messenger RNA, 912 nt
Organism: Lycium barbarum (goji berry)
Lineage: Eukaryota; Viridiplantae; Streptophyta; Magnoliopsida; Solanales; Solanaceae
Product: 11S globulin seed storage protein Jug r 4-like
Exons: 5
Coding region: 1-912 (303 amino acids)
Source: RefSeq, a predicted model, not a curated record